Molecule: messenger RNA, 3348 nt
Organism: Macrosiphum euphorbiae (potato aphid)
Lineage: Eukaryota; Metazoa; Arthropoda; Insecta; Hemiptera; Aphididae
Source: the annotation of a GenBank genome assembly
AUGGCUGUUGAAACAAAUGUAAACAAUGAUCGACCUGAAAAUGUUGUACCACAACUAAGCUCUAAUGAAGCAUCAACUCAAUACAGCGCGGGUGAUGAGUCAACUAAUAGCCCUAUUCAAGAAUCUCCGAAUAUGAAUAUUAUCAAUGAUGUGGAGGCGAGUACCAAUGUACCAUAUAAACUGGAAGGUCCUAAUGAAAUAAAUCAAGAUUCAAAUACUGAAUCUGAAUUAUACGCAACUCAGUCACCUACAGAAAAUAAUAUAUUAAACGUCAAUCCGAUUGUUGAUGGAAAACCGUCCGAAAGUCCACAGAAUGCUGAUAAGCCAUUCGUGUCAAAAACGCCCGAUUACGUUAUAGAUAUAACAACAUCAGUUUAUAGUGAAUCAUCGAAUGCUCCGGAAUCCAUCAUAACGAACGAACCAGUUGAUUCUGUAAAUGAAGUAACCACAUCUAAUGUUGACAAAAAUAGUGAUGUAGUAACAGAACAAUACGAAAACGUACAACCAGGAGUACCAGGAGAGGGGAGCUGUUUGAUAGAUUUUGUGACUUAUGCACACAAAGCUGAAGUUCCGAAAUCUAACCCGUGUCAUGAAAAAUGCGAGUGCUUAAAUAGUAUAGUCACGUGUACUUCUGUAAACUGUCCACCUGCGCCACCUCAACAUAGAAACUGUAUACCUUUACACCCAGGAAACGAAUCGUGGUGUUGCCCAACCUAUAUGUGUGAAGGAGGCAUAGAAGGAAUGUUGUUUGAUAGUCAUAAUCAACUUGGCUCUCCUCAGUUAAUAUCCACUGUGGUAUUAGAAGAUAAGCCUGGUGAAGUAAAUGAUGAAAAAACGCAUACUGACGAGGAAAUUUUAAGUACGUCUAAUCCUCAAAAUUCACAAGAAUACAACACUUUAGCACCAUCACAAUUGGAUUCGAACUCUAAUAUAAAUUCCGAAGAUAGUGUUGGUGUGACCGAAGUUCCAGCACAUACUGAAAUCCCAUAUAAACCUAUUGAAGAUGUUGUAUCUACAGAUGGUGAAAGCGAUGCACCAGUAACUGCUGUUAAUCUUGGAACAAUAGACAACACAAAACCUGUAAGUAGUGAUCCGUCAUCGGAAAACAUAAAACCAGCCGAUAGUGAUAAACCGGAAGAUUAUGAAAAACUGGAAGAAAACAAUAAACCAACUGAAAGUGAUCAACUAACAGAAAAUAAUAAACCCACUGAAAUUAAUCAAGAGAUUGAAAACAAAAAACCAAUCGAAAAUUCUGAAGCUGAUUUUACAACGACUUCUUACGUAACCGAUGACCAAUCAAUAACGAACAAACCAGAAACAAUAAAUAAUAUCGAAGAACAGAAUGUAUUAGCCAACACGGCCAAUGAAUCCGAAGACCAAUUACCAUCAACCCAAGUGCCAGAGAACUAUGAACCUGCAGUAACAAAUGUAAUUCCUGCUAGUGAUCAAAAUCAACCAGAACAAAACUCCGAAUCCGAUGUAUCGAUUGCUGCCACUACAUACAAGCCCAGUGAUUCUAUUUUAGAUCAGCAACAAGUGGAUACUGAUAACAAAGCAAGUGAAGGGGCUAAUAAUACAUCCAUCAAUGAAGAUUCCAACCAGAAACCUGCCAAUGAAGUAAUGGAUUUGCCCGUGAGUGAAGUUAAUCAAUUAGAAAUAGGAACUCAAAUGCCCACGGUUGUAGCAGAUGAAAAACCUAUGGUUUCCGAUAAUAACGUCGGUGGUUUAAGACCAACAAGUAUUGACGACAUCAUUUCAUCGGUUUACUUGGUCAAGGACGCGGUUAAAAACUCUUUAGAAACUUCAUCAAAACCUACAGAAACCUUGGACCAACAGCCUGGGUUAUUCGAAGACGACAAUCAACCAACAAUCGUGCCGGAAAAUUAUCCACAGUAUGAAUACACUAACGAACCUCCGACCACUGUGAGCAGUGUAAAUGGUGCACCAGAAUCACAACAAACAGAUGCAAUAAACGAAAUUUCACCAGAAAUUCCAACGGCUACAACGGAAUCAAACAUUUCGCCAUCGUCCGAAAACGUUGCGGACGGAGUGGCGGGAGCAACCCAAAUUCCAAACAUUUUGCCACAGUCUGAAGUAAAUUCCGCCGACCAAGGAGUAUCGACUGAUUUACCAUCUAACCAUCCUGGAGUUGAAACGGCAGUCGACGAUAAUAAAACUCCGUUAGAAUCUCCAACAACCCAACGAUUGCCGAGUUCCGGUGAGCAAGACUUGACAAACGACAAUGGACCGGAAACUCCUAGCGAUCCAAUUCUGCCACAUGUUCAGAACGCCGCCGAACCAAAUACCAACUCACCAUUACCGGAAUUAGCUGCGGUAGUCGACGACAACAAGACGCCCGAGAUCAGUUCACCGUCGUCCGAACAACAUGAGGUGCAUGUGGAAGAUACAGCGGUAGUAGGUAAGCCAGCCGCGGAAGAGAAACCAGAUGACGUGAAUAGUCAGAUUACGCCUGAUUCGGAUGUGCCAGCGGAAGUCCCGUCACAAGUAGCGGUGACCGGUCGGCCAGAAGCCAGUACUCCUGACAACAAUGACAAUAGGUUCAGCGAUCUGAGUAGCUCAUCGUUCCGUCCUCCUGUACAAGGAGGAAACGUCAACAACCACUACAAUGGACAUCCUCGACCGGAAACCGGUGGUGCUGUGCACAUACCUCUUGAUACGGAGACACCUGCUUUCAACCCUUCCACAAACGCUCCACUCGCGAAUUACCCCAAGAAGCCUUCGUACACGCCAAUCCCGCAAUCGACGUGGACUCAAAAACCAUUCCACCAAGAGUCUACAUCCGAAGCGACUUUACAACCAGAUCAAGGAUUCCCGGACGAGUACGAAGAUGAAAACGAAGCAUCUUACGGAUCAGGCACAUGCAGAUACGGUGGCAAGAUAUACGUGUCUGCCCAGCAAGUGCCCAGGGACGAUCCAUGCGAUUUCUGUUUCUGUUUCCGUGGCGAUAUAAUUUGCCUGCAACAGAGCUGCCCGCCACCCAUAUUCGGGUGUUACCAGGAGAACAUACAAGGUUUCUGUUGUCCACGUUACGAGUGUCCGGUGGCCCAAGCCACGUCCGUCAACGUGACCACGUCUACCACUUCAACUACGACCGUAGUGCCACCACAUUUCUUCGCCAACGCCUACCGGGGGGCGGCCAGGCGUACCGGAUGUCUUAUCCACGGACACGCUUACAGAGUGGGCGAAGACGUGGGAAUCGCUUCUGGUCCUUGUCUCGAGUGCAUAUGCGGUGCCGAUGGCAAGAUGAAAUGCGAUCCUAAGCCUUGCAGUCCGGAGCCUUUGCUCAGAAAAAUGAUGGCCGAAGCGAUCGACCAAAAGAGGAGGUGA